CAGUCACUUUGUUGUUUUUUUGCCAUGACAGCCGAGUUCUGCGUCGCCGUGUACGAUUUCACCGCCACCAAGCGCGACGGGCUGUCGUUCGCCAAGGGUGCGCGGAUUGAAGUCCUGCAGCGCCCCGACGACGGCUCUGGCUGGUGGCGCGGACUGCUCGUGCCCGACAGCCAUGCGGAAGACGACGAGCAGCAGCAGCAGCAGCAGCAGUCCGGCUAUUUCCCGGGUCAGUACGUCCGGCUGCUCGACGCGAACGGCGAGAUUGCCCUGCCCGACGGAUGGAAGGCAUACACUACGCCAGAGGGCCGCGCUUACUAUGUCCAUCUGGCAACCAAGGAGCGCUCGUGGAAGGCGCCAGAGUACGUCCCGGGACCAGCAGCAGCAGCAGCAGCAGCAGCAGCAGCAGUCAGUGAAACCGCAGCGACCACAACCCCACCAGCAGCAGCAGCGAGACCGCUCGGUCCGGCUCCUUCUGCACCUGCACCGGCAGCACCGCUGAAUGCCACUGCUAAUGCUGCUGUUGCUACUGCGUCGUCGCCGAGCAAGCCGCCGCCAGCAAAGCCAGCCAAGCCAGCCGUCAGCGCCCCGCAAGUCAAUCAUCACGAGACGGCUCCUGCAGCAGCCAACGCAGCAGCCGCGGCCUACCAGGACAAAAUUCGGUCGCAACUCCAAGGACACCUCGCCAACCAGCACAAACAGGCAAUCUCUCGAGGCUCGAGCCAGGAGAACUUGAGCGCCGACGUGGCCCAGGAUGAGGACGAUCCAUACGAAGAGUACGACUAUCCGGCGUCGUCUGCGCCGACAUCGGGUCACUCGUCUCCUCCGCCGCCCACGUCUCAGAACACGACUGACGCUGAGCAGCCGGGCAUGCGUCGGCAAAACUCGGCGCCAAUGACCCGUAUGUCCUACAAUGAGGAUGACUAUGACAUCUCCAAGUUUGACGCCAAGGCCCUUGUUGCUUCCGCAAACGCCGAAUUCGAGGCCGAGGUCAACGAACCGCUCGAUCCAAACAAAAUCGGCUUUGUCGACCACUUCUGGGGCGAAGAUGACAAGGGCAAUCUGGGCUUUGAUCUGCUCGUGCUCAAGCAUCGCAAUGGCAAGGAAGUGUGCAAGGAUAUGGCAGAGUUUAUGCGAGAGCGCGCCGCCAUCGAAGACCAGUAUGCCAAGCAGCUUGCGCGACUAGCAAAGACCUCGCUGGGUGAUCAGGAGGAAGGCUCGCUGAAGACGGCGUGGAACCAAGUCAAAAUGGACAUGCUCAACCAAUCGCAAGCACACCAGAGCUUUGCCGGCGCUCUCGUGACAGAUCUGGACAAGUCCAUUAUGAAGUUCAAGGACGGUGCCAAGAAGCAGCGCAAGGCAUACGAGGUCACAUUGUCGCAAGACCGCAAGGCCCUGGCCGACAGAGUCCCAAACGUCGAUCGUGCCAAGCGAAACUUUUUCGACAAGUGCAAAGAGCUCGAGCAAGCCUCCACCAAGGAAGAUCGCGGCCAACUCGACCACAUGACCAAGAAGGAUUUCUUAAAAGUACAAGAGGAUGCACGCCGCAUGCGCCAGCGCGCUGAAGUUGCCGCCGAUGAGUACCGUCGUGCCGUCGACGAGUACAACAAGGCGCACAAGCGUCUGGAGGAUGACAUGAUUCAUGGGUGCAUGGACUUUGAGGAAGCCGAGCUCGAGCGUGUGGGCUUCCUGAAAGAGCAACUCAUCAAGUACAUUAAUUUGAAGCGCCAAGUGAACGAAUCCAGUUCUCAGUCGCUGGCGUUUGCUGCGGAGAGUGUCACAGCAGCGGAAGCACGUGUCGAUAUCGAGUACUUUGUGCGGGCAAAGGGCACCAACCAGCCAAGACCGCGCGGUCUCAAGAUGGAGUCGUACCCGCCUCCAACAGAAGGGCUGGAACGGUCGCGCUCCUUUGCGCGCCCGUCUGGCGGCACCAUCCGGCGCAAGCCCGCCGCACUGAAUGACGCUCAGAAUUGAACGGCAUCGUGGCUGGAUGGUCAUGUCACCCCAUCUUCCGGUAUAGCAUGGAGAGAAAGUGUACAUUGCAGAUACACUUUCAAUGUCUAGGACGAAGCACACGCUUGUUUUUAUUGUUUGAAUGAUAUUGUUUGAACACGCUUGUUUUGAUCGUUGGAAUAAAGUCAACACAAAUUGAGUGGGACUCAGA
Capsaspora owczarzaki ATCC 30864 is the source of this 2161-nucleotide messenger RNA. RefSeq lists its product as hypothetical. Gene Ontology annotation, cellular component: cytoplasm; plasma membrane; actin filament. The coding region runs from base 25 to 1971 and encodes 648 amino acids. The record is from RefSeq and is a predicted model, not a curated record. Lineage: Eukaryota; Filasterea; Ministeriida; Capsasporidae. Gene Ontology annotation, biological process: actin filament polymerization; neuron projection morphogenesis. The transcript is spliced from 7 exons. Gene Ontology annotation, molecular function: actin filament binding.